Molecule: messenger RNA, 2031 nt
Organism: Ophidiomyces ophidiicola
Lineage: Eukaryota; Fungi; Ascomycota; Eurotiomycetes; Onygenales; Onygenaceae
Gene: KAR2
Product: ATPase with role in protein import into the ER
Exons: 6
Coding region: 1-2031 (676 amino acids)
Biological process (GO): protein refolding; endoplasmic reticulum unfolded protein response; cellular response to unfolded protein
Cellular component (GO): membrane; endoplasmic reticulum lumen; endoplasmic reticulum chaperone complex
Molecular function (GO): ATP binding; ATP hydrolysis activity; ATP-dependent protein folding chaperone
Source: RefSeq, a predicted model, not a curated record
AUGUCUCGUCAAUCGAGGCGGGACGUGGCUUCCUCGCCUUUUGCGUGGACCACUAUCUUCUAUCUCCUCUUGGUCUUCAUCGCCCCAUUGGCCUUACUAGGAACAGCCCAUGCUUCAGAAGAACAAACCCCAUUACAAGAAAACUAUGGAACUGUCAUUGGUAUUGAUUUGGGAACUACCUACUCUUGCGUCGGUGUGAUGCAGAAUGGCAAGGUUGAAAUUCUCGUAAACGACCAGGGUAACCGAAUUACUCCAUCAUACGUGGCCUUUAACGACGAGGAGCGACUUGUUGGAGAUGCCGCAAAGAAUCAAUAUGCCUCUAACCCCAGACGAACUAUCUUCGAUAUCAAACGUCUCAUUGGUCGCAAGUUCGAGGACAAAGACGCUCAAAAUGAUAUCAAGCAUUUCCCCUUCAAGGUUGUGAACAAGGAUGGAAAGCCUCAGGUUCGUGUUGAUGUCAAUGGAACACCAAAGAACUUCACUCCAGAAGAGGUGUCUGCCAUGGUUUUGGGUAAAAUGAAGGAAAUUGCCGAGGGAUACCUAGGCAAACCAGUCACCAGCGCUGUCGUUACUGUCCCUGCCUACUUCAAUGAUAACCAAAGACAAGCCACCAAGGAUGCCGGAACUAUUGCCGGUUUGAAUGUCCUUCGUGUUGUCAAUGAGCCUACCGCCGCCGCUAUUGCCUACGGUCUUGAUAAGACCGGUGACGAACGUCAAAUCAUUGUGUACGAUCUUGGUGGUGGUACCUUUGAUGUGUCUGUUCUUUCCAUUGAUAAUGGUGCUUUCGAAGUCUUGGCUACGGCUGGUGAUACGCAUUUGGGUGGUGAAGAUUUUGACCAGAGAGUCAUUACUCACCUCGCUAAGCAAUACAACAAGAAAAAAUCUGUCGACAUCACCAAAGAUCUGAAGACUAUGGGUAAAUUGAAGCGCGAAGUCGAGAAAGCCAAACGUGCCCUCUCAUCGCAAAUGUCUACUCGCAUUGAAAUCGAAGCUUUCCAUGAAGGAAAUGAUUACUCUGAGACUUUGACCAGAGCUAAGUUUGAGGAGCUCAACAUGGAUCUCUUCAAGAAGACCCUCCGCACCGUUGAGCAGGUGCUCAAGGAUGCCAAAGUCAAGAAGUCCGACAUUCACGAUAUCGUCCUUGUUGGUGGAUCCACCCGUAUCCCUAAAGUUCAGCAACUUCUUGAGGAGUUCUUCGGUGGAAAGAAGGCAAGCAAGGGUAUUAACCCUGAUGAAGCUGUUGCAUUCGGUGCCGCUGUUCAAGGUGGCGUUCUUUCCGGUGAUGAAGGCGCCAAAGACGUCGUUCUCAUGGAUGUCAACCCCUUGACUCUUGGUAUUGAGACUACUGGCGGUGUUAUGACCAAGUUGAUCCCUCGUAACACGGUUAUCCCAACCCGCAAGUCUCAGAUUUUUUCAACCGCGGCCGAUAACCAGCCCGUCGUACUCAUUCAAGUUUUUGAGGGAGAACGGUCGAUGACCAAGGAUAACAACUUGUUGGGCAAGUUUGAGCUCACCGGGAUCCCACCAGCCCCGCGUGGCGUCCCACAGAUUGAGGUUUCUUUCGAACUUGAUGCCAACGGUAUCUUGAAAGUAACUGCUGGUGACAAAGGAACUGGCAAGGCUGAAUCCAUCACCAUCACCAACGACAAAGGCCGGUUGUCUCAGGAAGAAAUUGACCGCAUGGUUGAAGAAGCAGCUAAGUUCGCCGAUGAGGACAAGGCUAUGAAGGCAAAGAUUGAGGCCCGUAAUGGCCUUGAGAACUACGCUUUCAGCUUGAAGAACCAGGUCAACGACAAAGAAGGUCUUGGCGGAAAGAUUGAUGAUGAUGACAAAGAAACUAUCCUCGAAGCUGUCAAAGAAGCCACCGAAUGGCUUGAUGAGAACGGCGCCACGGCCACUGCUGAAGACUUUGAAGAACAAAAGGAGAAACUGUCUGGUGUGGCUUAUCCUAUUACCAGCAAGCUCUACGGUGCUGGUGGCGAUGCACCUGGUGGUGAAGACGAUGAACCUUCUGGUCACGAUGAAUUGUAA